CUAUAUAAAGCAGUACGCUUUUGCAUGGUGCUCCGAAUAGUUCGCUGAGGUAACCAGAUUGCAAGCUUUGCUUUUUGACUUUAUGGAGAUAAGGCUAAUCAGUUCAAUGUGAAGUAUUUAUGUGAGAUAAUCAGUCCCGAUCACGCGAUUAGAUGUCGUGGUGAAUAUCUCGACAGACUAUUUCCCGCAGCCACAAACUUCAAAUACCUUCGGAAGGUGAAAGCCACGGCCCACUUUCAAUGAAUUUUAGUUUAGCAACACGGCCAAAAAUCUGUGACACAAAGUUGAGUCACUGCACGUCUACCCAGCGCGCCUUUAAUGCCAAUACUGAAAGCGGCUUAGGGUCGAAACCAGAAAUAUAGAUGCAUACUUCAUUAGCGCGUUAUUCCAGUCCUCGUCAUUUUAUUGACCAACGCCGCAAUCUUGAAAAAAAAGCUCCUCUUAUCAUUAGUACAUUAAUGCCAGAUUCGAUUGUCGGAAAUUGCAGUUAUCAUAUUCGAAUUCGAAACCAGUCCCAACAGUCGGGCAGCCAUGUCGUCACCCGCAGACAUCAAUUAAACGCAACUGGCCCUGAUGACCCUCACUUUUUAAUUCAUUGUUUGGGCUUGUGCUCGACCUCAGCGCACUCGAAGUACCGACUUAUUGUCAACUACCAACGCGGCCUUGACGAUUUCGAUUCUUGUUGAGGCGCGCGCCGACUUCGCUUCGGGUGCUGCCGCGAGUGGUUAUCGGGGUUCUUCGUACAGAAACGCCGACCGUGAGAUCUAUCGUGGCAGCUGUGGAACUAUACACAGUUUGCACUGGUUUGAAAUACUUUCUUUUUGUUUCUUACGCUUCUGAAUCCUAUUGUACUCACGACUUAGUGCCUUUUUGACCUUACAGAAAUCUACGUUAACCCGUGCAUCAAUUUUCUUCAGAGUCGCAUCAUACCCUAGCAAAAGCUUCCCAGAAAGAAAAUCGUACGCCUAUCUUCUGUGAUCUCACCUCGCACAAAAAAGGCACGUCCAACGGUCGUCAAACUUAAAGAUCCUCAGUGACUCAGCAGUCAAGGACGACUAGGUCGAGAACAACAUCUUUGCAAUGAUUGCCACCUCUUUGAGAUAAGCGGUCUUCCUCUGGCUUGAAUACCACUGCCUUAAGAUCAGCGAACUUCCGAUCUGUAGUCUGGCCGUCUUGUCUUAUGGUUAAUGAGCAAUUCGUGGCGAGCGCCAUACACACGAAAUAGUCCUCGUUGGUGAAAGUUUUACUGUUGCUUGUCAUGCUCGUAAUCUCUAAGAGUUGGUGGGAUACAAUAAAAGUGAGUACCAAAAAUUGUAACGACCGAACACCUGAAACUCAUCCUGAUACUGCUGCGGCUCUUGUUUGUCCAUGUCAUUUAGUGGCUCUGUGUGUAUCACAACGAGACACGAUACAACUUAACCUCGCAACAAACAACAUCUUCCAUAAUUUGCCGUCCAUAUUCAAUGGAUGCUUUCGGCAGAGACUUUAUCGACUACAAGAACAAAGUUUUUUAUGUGAAACAAUUGCACUUAUUGUAAUCCUCAGAAUUACAAGUAAUCUGCUUUCAAAAUUUCCUUUCAGGCCAUUCUUGUUAUUUCCUAAGCAUUAUUCUCGCCGCCUUUAUUUGCGCGUCAGCAGCCAAAAUCACUGGGUGCACCAACGGUGCGUAUUUACUCAUUUUUUAAGCCGAAACGUCGUCCUCAACGUGGCAGGCUCAGCAACAACAGUCUAUUGUUUGUAGAUUGUAAACAUCCGCUUUAGCUUCGCAUUUUGGUUCAUACUGCGAGGCAAAGUCUACAGGAGCUACGAUUUCACCUCGGGCGCAAGUAAAGUUUUGCGCAAAUCGACCCGAAGAUCGACGUUUUGGGUUGUCGCGACGAUUGUUAGUGUUCCCUCGUAGAUCUACAGAAUUCACCUCGAGUUUAAGUUCCUGAACCCUUGAUCGUCGUUUUUGUUGCAAGUCUCGUCGAUCGCAAAAGUAUGACCAACACCUGGACUUUCGCUAGUUUUUUUAGGCGCUUGCUUGGCUCCGCGCUAUGUCCUCAUUCACGUCGACAGUUGCAAUAUUGAAAAGCAACUUUUCAGGAAAAGUCAUUAUCAUGCCUUUCUGAUUAGGACUUAGAGUACUGAAAGAACCAAUUUGCGGAAAUUUACCAUUCUAAUUGUUGCGGCUGUCGGCGGCGGAAUUUUGAUGAUGAUCACACUGCAUUAUGUGCUGCAGCUCGGUCAACUUGUUAUUGCACAGGCUUG
Messenger RNA from Plasmopara halstedii, 2250 nucleotides. RefSeq lists its product as uncharacterized. NCBI's taxonomy places the organism in Eukaryota, Oomycota, Peronosporomycetes, Peronosporales, Peronosporaceae. The transcript has a single exon. Bases 1259 to 1741 code for a protein of 160 amino acids. The record is from RefSeq and is a predicted model, not a curated record.